CAUGCAUUAAUGGUUUUGCUUACGGAACUAUUUUCAAUAUUUUAGUGUCGGCGGGUGCGGCCAUAUUUUUCGAUUUCGCGUAUCGAGUCAAAUUUAGUUUGUGUUUUCGCAUUUUUGAUUAAUCUACGUAAAUUUCUAAAUAUAAGUAGUUUAAAAUGGCUGAAAGGGAUGAAAAUGUGUAUAAAGCGAAAUUGGCGGAGCAAGCUGAACGCUACGAUGAAAUGGUCGAGUCGAUGAAGAAAGUCGCUUCUUUGGACGUCGAACUGACGGUCGAGGAGAGAAACCUGCUGUCCGUAGCAUACAAGAAUGUGAUUGGUGCCAGAAGAGCUAGCUGGAGAAUAAUAUCGAGUAUCGAACAGAAAGAAGAGAACAAAGGAGCCGAAGAUAAGCUGGUGAUGAUCCGACAGUAUCGCUCACAGGUUGAGAAAGAACUCAGAGACAUAUGUUCAGAUAUCCUUUCAGUUUUAGACAAACACUUGAUACCGUGCGCAUCGACCGGCGAAUCCAAAGUUUUUUAUUAUAAAAUGAAAGGAGAUUAUCAUCGUUAUUUGGCCGAAUUCGCUACCGGAAACGAUCGUAAAGAAGCCGCGGAAAACUCGUUGGUAGCUUACAAAGCUGCUAGUGACAUUGCAAUGACCGAGUUACCACCUACAAAUCCCAUCAGGUUGGGUUUGGCGCUCAACUUUUCCGUGUUUUAUUACGAGAUCUUGAACUCUCCCGAUCGGGCUUGCCGAUUAGCGAAAGCAGCAUUCGACGACGCAAUCGCCGAGUUGGAUACAUUAUCGGAGGAAAGCUACAAGGAUUCUACGUUGAUCAUGCAGCUAUUACGAGAUAACUUAACCUUAUGGACGUCAGAUAUGCAAGGAGACGGUGACGCUGAACCACAAAAGGAGCAAGUUCAAGAUGUCGAAGAUCAAGACGUGUCGUAAUCAAGCUUCGUUAUCACGCGUCGUUUUAAUGUGUUAAAUGAUCCCCUUCCCCUUUAUAAGAUAUUGAAAUACGAAAAAAGUUGGUAAAACGUUCA
This is a messenger RNA of Planococcus citri (citrus mealybug), 1024 nucleotides long. It is a transcript of the gene 14-3-3epsilon, whose product is annotated as tyrosine 3-monooxygenase/tryptophan 5-monooxygenase activation protein epsilon. The transcript is spliced from 6 exons. Gene Ontology annotation, biological process: signal transduction; regulation of mitotic cell cycle; intracellular protein localization. Gene Ontology annotation, cellular component: cytoplasm. The record is from RefSeq and is a predicted model, not a curated record. Gene Ontology annotation, molecular function: phosphoserine residue binding. The coding region runs from base 156 to 929 and encodes 257 amino acids. Lineage: Eukaryota; Metazoa; Arthropoda; Insecta; Hemiptera; Pseudococcidae.